AUGGCCGACACACACACCUACAAGUUCAACGUCAGCAUGAGCUGCUCCGGCUGCUCCGGCGCCGUCGACAGGGUGCUCAAGAAGCUCGAGGGCGUCGAGUCGUACGAGGUCUCCCUCGAGAGCCAGACCGCCACCGUCGUGGCCAAGGAGGACCUUCCCUACGAGAAGGUGCUCUCGACCAUCGCCAAGACGGGCAAGAAGGUCAACACGGGCGAGGCCGACGGCGUGGCUCAGAGCGUCGAGGUCGCUGCUGCUGCCUGA
Messenger RNA from Diaporthe citri, 261 nucleotides. RefSeq lists its product as uncharacterized. NCBI's taxonomy places the organism in Eukaryota, Fungi, Ascomycota, Sordariomycetes, Diaporthales, Diaporthaceae. The record is from RefSeq and is a predicted model, not a curated record. The transcript is spliced from 2 exons. Gene Ontology annotation, cellular component: cytosol. Gene Ontology annotation, molecular function: copper chaperone activity; metal ion binding. Bases 1 to 261 code for a protein of 86 amino acids. Gene Ontology annotation, biological process: copper ion transport.